AUGAUGCAAAAUGUUGAAAGUCAGGCAUUAUCAAUAAGAGCACAAAACCAAGAAUGGAAGGAUAUGGCACGGAAAUUAAACAGUGAAACAAAGAAUGAUCUAAAAAAAGGUAAUACUCUUCAACUUGAAACUGACAUCAAGACAAAAAGAGUAAUUGAACAAGUUCCCUUUCUGGGACAUAAUGAUGUAAAAUUCUCGAAUAUGUUUCAUCGUUUAAAAUAUUUCCUAAAAAUUUUUAGUGAAUCAUCUUUUGAUAGAAAGUAA
Molecule: messenger RNA, 264 nt
Organism: Trichobilharzia szidati
Lineage: Eukaryota; Metazoa; Platyhelminthes; Trematoda; Strigeidida; Schistosomatidae
Source: the annotation of a GenBank genome assembly